AAGCCUAACGUAGUAAACGCCAUGGCUACUCACUACUCGUCGGCUUUCGUCCUCCUCUCCGUCGUCGCCUGGGCCUGCGCUCUCAGCGGCUCUCUGGCGGCGCGCGACCUGGCGGACCAGGACCAGGCCAUGGUGGCCAGGCACGAAGAGUGGAUGGCAAAGUACGACCGCGUCUACAGCGACGCCGCGGAGAAGGCGAGGCGGUUCGAGGUGUUCAAGGCCAACAUGGCCCUCAUCGAGUCCGUCAACGCCGGCAACCACAAGUUCUGGCUGGAGGCGAACCGUUUCGCCGACCUCACCGACGACGAGUUCAGGGCCACCUGGACGGGUUACAGGCCCAAGACUGCGGCGGCCAGCAGCAAGGGACGGAGCCGGACGGCGACGACAGGGUUCAAGUACGCCAACGUCAGCCUCGACGACGUUCCGGCGUCCGUGGACUGGAGGACCAAAGGCGCCGUCACGCCCAUCAAGAACCAAGGUGAGUGCGGUUGCUGCUGGGCGUUCUCCGCGGUGGCGUCCAUGGAGGGCGUCGUGAAGCUGAGCACGGGGAAGCUUGUCUCCCUCUCGGAGCAGGAGCUAGUGGACUGCGACGUGAACGGCAUGGACCAGGGCUGCGAGGGCGGCGAGAUGGACGACGCCUUCGACUUCAUCGUGGGCAACGGCGGCCUCACCACCGAGAGCAGGUACCCGUACACCGCCUCCGACGGCACCUGCAACUCCAACGAGGCCUCCGGCGACGCGGCGUCCAUCAAGGGCUACGAGGACGUGCCGGCCAACGACGAGGCCUCCCUGCGCAAGGCCGUCGCCAACCAGCCCGUGUCGGUCGCCGUCGACGGAGGGGACUCCCACUUCAGGUUCUACAAGGGCGGCGUCCUGUCCGGCGCGUGCGGCACGGAGCUCGACCACGGGAUCGCCGCCGUCGGGUAUGGCGUCGCCAGCGACGGCACCAAGUAUUGGGUCAUGAAGAACUCGUGGGGCACCUCUUGGGGGGAGGCCGGGUACAUCCGGAUGGAGAGGGACAUCGCCGACGAGGAGGGUCUGUGCGGCCUCGCCAUGCAGCCCUCCUACCCGACAGCCUAGCCGUUGAUGAAGAACGUACCCAAUUAAACUGCUAGAUAUUAGUCCAUCUAUAAGAUUGUGUGUAAUUAAGGUUGUGAGGGCGAGACGACAUGAAGCUUCACCUGCACUGUAAAUAAUUAA
Molecule: messenger RNA, 1200 nt
Organism: Zea mays
Lineage: Eukaryota; Viridiplantae; Streptophyta; Magnoliopsida; Poales; Poaceae
Product: senescence-specific cysteine protease SAG39
Exons: 1
Coding region: 22-1080 (352 amino acids)
Biological process (GO): proteolysis
Molecular function (GO): cysteine-type peptidase activity
Source: RefSeq, a predicted model, not a curated record